Molecule: messenger RNA, 3408 nt
Organism: Mugil cephalus (flathead mullet)
Lineage: Eukaryota; Metazoa; Chordata; Actinopteri; Mugiliformes; Mugilidae
Product: serine/threonine-protein kinase Nek5-like
Exons: 24
Coding region: 109-2598 (829 amino acids)
Biological process (GO): protein phosphorylation
Molecular function (GO): ATP binding; protein kinase activity
Source: RefSeq, a predicted model, not a curated record
CUGAAAAAACUCUUGUACUGGUACUUUGAGGCAUUUGAGGCUCUAUACUAUCGUUUCCGUUUGCUUCAGUAUGUUUCUACUAAUUCUGUUAAACGUCUAAAGGCUGUUAUGAACGACUAUGAGGUUGUCAGUCAGAUUGGAGAGGGUGCGUUUGGGAAGGCCUUCCUGGUCAGAGACAAAGGGGGAGGUGGAGACCGACAGUGUGUGGUCAAACAGAUUAGUCUCAGGAAGAUGUCAGCGAGGGAAAAGGAAGCAUCCAAGAAGGAGGUGACGCUGCUCUCCAAGAUGAAACACCCAAACAUCGUCUCUUUCAUCAGGUCAUUUGAAGAGAAUGGCAGCCUGUAUAUAGUGAUGGAGUACUGUGAUGGAGGAGAUCUGAUGAAGAAGAUCAACAUGCAGAGAGGACUUCCCUUCACUGAGGAACAGAUCGUGGGCUGGUUUGUUCAGAUCUGCCUCGGCCUCAAACACAUCCAUGACAGGAAGAUUCUCCACAGAGACAUCAAGGCUCAGAAUAUCUUCCUAACCAACGGAGGGAUGAAAGCAAAGCUCGGGGACUUUGGAAUCGCAAGAAUGUUGAAUAACACCAUGGAGCUGGCCAGGACUUGUGUUGGGACGCCGUACUACCUCUCCCCCGAGAUCUGUGAGAAUCGUCCGUACAACAACAAGACGGAUAUCUGGUCACUGGGGUGCGUCCUGUAUGAACUCUGCACCCUGAGGCAUCCAUUUGAUGGUAGCAGCCUGAGACAGCUGGUUGGUAAAAUAUGCAGGGGCCGCUACAACCCAGUACCCACCCGCUACUCCUACGAGCUUCGCCUGCUGGUCACGCAGCUCUUCAAGGUCAACCCCAGGGACCGUCCCUCGGUCAGCUCUGUCCUCAGACGUCCUUUGUUGGAGAAGCACAUCAGCAAACACCUGGACCCUCAGCUGAUGCAGGAAGAGUUUAACCACUCUGUGCCGAAACAACACAGAGCGGCAGCACCACAACCUGCUAAAACAAGGCCAGCAAAUACACCAGGGAGGUUACAGAAGACCAGAGGAGCGGGGAGGCCUGGUGCCGCUGACAAAAGACUACCUGCCAAACCUGACUGGAAAGUCCCCCUCGGACUCUACACACCUGCCAACAACAAACCUCUGAAUCAAAGAGCAGGACAACCACCUGCAGACAGACACUUUGCAGGGAAACAAAGGUUUAAUGGUCAGCAGCCUCUCCACCGUUACCAGCACUACCACGCCCAGCUGGAUGCCUUUCAGAUGAACAAGGAGGACGUUCCUCCUCCUCCUCCUCCUCCUCCUCCACCUCCUGCUUCUCAGGAGAGAUGUGAAGACUAUGCUGCUCCUCCUGUGCAACCAUACCAGUGCGUGGCUGCAGCUCGUAACGAAUACCUGCAGAGGAGACAGGAGGCCAACCAGUACAAGCUGAGAGCAGAGAAGCAGCUGGGUCUGCGUCCGUACACAGCUGAGCGCCACAGGAAGCCUGGCGGUCAGGGGCAGGAAGUGGGACCACCUGAACACACACCUCAAGAUAGGAGACAGGAGGGACAGCAGGAGUACAUUCGCCAGCUGGAUCUCAUCAGGCAGCAGUAUCACCAGGAGAUGAGACAGAUGAGGCUGAGAGCUGAAGCAGAGGCUCAGCCACGGCACAAACAUGAGACCUUUGUGGUGGAGAAACCCAGAGACACAGCUCCCCCUGCAGAAAAUAAAGCUGCACGUGCACAGGAUGUGGAAGCAGCUCUGAAGCAGAUCAGAGAGGAGACCAGAGACCAGAGGAGGAAGCAAAAAGAUAAGAAGGGAAUCAUGUUUGAGAUCCGGUUAGAUGAUGAAGGGACGAAAGUAGAUGCACAAAGAGAGACGGAGGAUAGAGGAAGGGAAGACGAGGACAAGGAUGUGGACCCUCUGAAUCGGACUCUGAGCUUUCAAGAAGGGGAGGAGUUGAAGCUCAGGGAUUGGUUGGAGGUGAGGAGGGGGUGGAGCCACAGGGCUCCUCAAACUCUGCUGGGCGCGCUCGCCAACAUGGACGUCAACUCUGUCUAUAACACAGCAGUCGAGUCUGAACAAGGUGAGGAAGAGGCAGGUCGCAGGCACUGGGUGGACGGCCCCCCCAACACGCUGCUCAACGCUCUGGCUCAGGCACAACUCACCUCAUCAACUCUGGACUCAGUGAUCACAGAUUUGGAUCCAGAGCAGGACAGAACAGAGGAGGUCAUUGAAGAGAGGAGGGAGGAAAAAGAGGAAGAAGAGGAAGAGGACUCUGAUGUGGAGAUGGAUGAAGGACGGCUGGAGCCGAGGUCAGAUGACGACGACACGAACUUUGAAGAGUCCGAGGACGAACUGAGAGAAGCAGUGGCAGACUCCAUGAGGAACCUGUUUGUCAUGGAGGACACGAGUUCAGACGAAAACAUGCAGGUGGCUGAUGACAUGGAGGAGAAAGAGGAUGGGGGUACAGUGAACGCUGAAGAUAAUCAACGAGUCCAACCGGGAGUUGAGGAUUCACAAGAAGUCUCAGCAGCAUUGCUCGAGGGGUUUUCCUCUGUGCGUGAAGAAGGUGACAGUCAGCCCCAGUGUUCAGGCGAGUCCCACACAGACGAUAACACAACCUGAAAUCAGCACACGACCUGAGAACUUACUAACUUAAAGUCUAAAUUCUCACAGCUGGUUCCCAAAUUAAACGUACCCUGUAGAAAGCUGUGAAGCAGCGUUUAGUGUUUAGUUUGAACUGGGGACACAGGCUCUGCAAAUAUGCACCAAUAUGAUACAAUUAGUCCUCGGGCUACUUCCUGGAAUAAGGAUUACAACGCUAAAAUAUCAAAUGCAUUCUCAGUCCACCAGUCCCCUUACAUUUCCAACCUAUAAGCAAAACACUGAUUACGUUUUUUUUGGGUUUAAACCCAACAAUAAACAAUGACCUAGUCAGUCAUGGACUAGAAAAGCGUUACCUCCUCAGGCAGGAACUUUUUAAGAAUACAAGACUCUGAUCUGGUGAGAAUCAGUAAAAUUGUUGAAGCAGUUAUUUUAAACAAAUGCUGAAUUAGUGCACCUAACUUUUGUUUGUUUAAAAGAUAUUGUCAACCUGUGACACUCACUGUCCCGCUAGUUGUCCCCUUUAAGGUGCUUUAAAAGGUCUUAAAAGGUGCACGGAACAAAUUUGCACGAAGCCUUGGUUGAACAGAUGUAAAGUUAAAGAACACAAUAUGUGCACAGGCUCAGUCGUCUCUCUCUCUUGUGGUGUUGAACGUGUUUGUUCAAGUAAAAAGUGAAAGAAGCAGCUGUGAGAAGCAACUCAGCUUCUCAUCUGAACAUAGCUGACCACAGCUUGAAGUAUGUGUGAGUGUUAUGAGUGGUACAGUUUUCCCUGACUCAAACUGCUGAUUCGGUGGUUAUCUGUAUUUUUUUUAUUUUUUUUUUUGCAAA